This is a messenger RNA of Aspergillus japonicus CBS 114.51, 276 nucleotides long. RefSeq lists its product as uncharacterized. The coding region runs from base 1 to 276 and encodes 91 amino acids. NCBI's taxonomy places the organism in Eukaryota, Fungi, Ascomycota, Eurotiomycetes, Eurotiales, Aspergillaceae. The record is from RefSeq and is a predicted model, not a curated record. The transcript is spliced from 3 exons.
AUGGCCGCCGAAUACAAGACUGAUCUCAACUAUGCCACCCCGUACAUCUAUGCUUCAUGGGCAUUGACCGCGAUUGCAGGAUUGGCAUUGUUAUUCCGUUUUGCCAUCAAGUCCUGGAUCCGAAGGGCUUUGCCCCGUGUCAGCUCCCCGGACCGACUCUGGGAGUGGGAAGAUCUGUUCUACGCCGCGGGUUAUAGUUUCGACAUUGCGCAUAUUGUGCUUGUGCAAAGAAGGUUUGACUCUGGCCCAAGCGACCGUAAAGCCCGAUUCCUCUGA